This is a messenger RNA of Lachancea lanzarotensis, 2889 nucleotides long. It is a transcript of the gene RAD2, whose product is annotated as LALA0S10e01178g1_1. The transcript has a single exon. Bases 1 to 2889 code for a protein of 962 amino acids. Lineage: Eukaryota; Fungi; Ascomycota; Saccharomycetes; Saccharomycetales; Saccharomycetaceae. The record is from RefSeq and is a predicted model, not a curated record. Gene Ontology annotation, biological process: nucleotide-excision repair. Gene Ontology annotation, molecular function: single-stranded DNA binding; DNA endonuclease activity. Gene Ontology annotation, cellular component: nucleus.
AUGGGUGUUCAUGCUCUUUGGGACAUUUUGGGGCCUACCGCCAAACCCGUGCGAUUGGAUUCGUUGAAGAACAAACGGCUGGCAGUUGAUGCUUCAAUUUGGAUAUAUCAAUUUCUCAAAGCUGUGAGAGAUAAAGAAGGAAAUGCUAUGCGCUACUCCCAUGUUGUUGGAUUUUUCAGACGUAUCUGUAAACUGCUGUAUUUUGGAAUCAAACCAGUCUUUGUCUUUGAUGGAGGAGCACCAGCUUUGAAGAAACGAACAAUUCAGCAACGUAAAGAGAGACGUCAAGGUCGUAGGGAGAAUGCUGCCACUACAGCCAAAAAGCUUCUGGCACGUCAGAUGCAAAGCAAUGGGAACAUGGGAACUCUCUCAUCCACGCCUCAACCGCAUGUGCACAAACUUAACGACGAAUACGAUCUACCUCGAAUACCUGGAUUCAAAUACGAUUCCAGCGAUACCAGAAUCAACGCAGACGAUUUCAAAACCAUCAUGGAAAACAUUGACGAAUUAGACGGUGUAGACCUUGACUCGAUAAAUCCUGCCUCCAAAGAGUUCGACGAAUUGCCGAAGUCGACUCAGUACAUGAUUUUGUCGGCCUUGAGACUCAAAUCCAGACUGAGAUUGGGUUACUCGAAGGAACAGCUAGAGAAUCUUUUCCCGGACAGCAUGGAUUUCUCAAAAUUUCAGAUAGAUAUGGUGAAAAGGCGAAACUUCUUCACUCAAAAAUUGAUGACUGCCACUAACACAAAUGAUGGCGGUGCAUCGAAGCCUGACUAUGGACCCAAUUCGCGAGUGGCAGGACAACAUGGUAAAGAAUACCAGCUGAUCCGUACCGAAAACGGAUGGGCGCUCAGUUUGACAGGCAACGACGGUUCUGAGAUUAGCAAAGCAAUUACGCUAGACGAGAAGCCUCAAGUAACAGCUGCUCAUAGCAGCCACAAUGAUGAUGAAGAUGACGAGGAUGAUAACGGGGUGGAUUGGGAGGACAUAGAGCUCAAAGAGACCGGGAAAAAAGAAGAGGUCGAUUAUUCCGUAAAGGCCUCUUUACUUCCUGCAAUGGGUACAAGUUUGCAAUUCGGAGGAGGGCAAUCGUUUUUGGAUAAAAGACAUGCUGAAUCAGAGCCAGCUAAGAAGGCUAAGAAUUUAGUACACGUUCCCGAUGAAGCAGUAGGGUUUGACGUUGGGCAGGGUGAUCAAUAUGGUGCUAUAAACGACAUCAAAAGUCAUGAUUAUGAUGAGAAGAGUGACGAUGAGUACGCAGACCUAGAGAAAGACCUUCAGCUCAUGGAAAAUGUGAAGAGGUCUGGGAAGGGUGCUAGAUACCAAAUGCCCGAAUCAGAGUUAUUAGAUGAAGACCUCGAAGAUCUUGAUCGUGUCCAAUCCAGCAAUGCAGGCGGUUCUCAAAUCCAAUUGAGGCGGCAAGAAGAAAAGAGAGGAUCUGUUGAAUCGAAAUCGAAUCCAUUACAAGAGGAAACGCCAAACACCGUGCUGUAUAAGCCUGUCGAGACAACUGCACAAGCUCAAUCAGAUGAGAAAGAAGAAAAAUCAAUCGACGAUGUUGAAGAGCUAGAAUCAGAGUCUGGCAGUCUUCCGGAAAAGCCUAAAUUGCCAACGCCUGAGUGGUUCAAGUCAUCUGGCCCUUCGCAGUUCAAUCCCCAUUUAGGAACUUCUUUCUUGACGAGCGAUCAAAACAACGAUAGCACAGUGGAUAAAGAGAGAGGUUUUCUUUUUACUGGGCCACAAGCGGCCGAAAUUUUAUCGGCAACAAGAGAGGGUGAUGAGGUGCCAGACAACGAUGAACUUGAAGAAAUUCCACCACCUGAUAACAAACUUGUACAGUCACCUAGCCCUUGGCCUAGCCCCGACAAUGUCGAAAAGGCAGCUGAACGCACGAAACCUGCUCCUGUUGUAGAUUACGAUUUUUCGGAAGGGGAGGAAGAUGCUCUUGUUCAUCAGCUCAGGGAAGAGGAGCAAGAUUACAAUACCUUCAAAAGUGCUCUGAAUCCGACAAGUGCCGGCGCUACUUUUAUUGAUGACGAGUUGGAAGGACAACAAAUGAGAGACAAGAGGGACUCUGAUGAAGUUACAGCUGCUAUGGUAGCGGAAGUACAAGAGCUACUCACACGAUUUGGGAUUCCUUAUUUGACAGCACCGAUGGAGGCCGAAGCUCAGUGUGCUGAGCUACUCAUGCUGAAACUUGUUGAUGGUAUUAUCACGGAUGACAGUGAUAUAUUUUUAUUCGGGGGCGACAAGGUCUAUAAGAACAUGUUCCAAGAAAAGAAUUAUGUGGAGUACUAUUACGGCGACUUGAUCGUCAAGGAGCUUGGUUUGGACAGGGAAAAAUUCAUCGAGUUGGCCCUGCUUCUUGGGAGUGAUUACACUACAGGUGUCAAAACAAUAGGGCCCGUAUCUGCCAUGGAAGUGUUGGCAGAGUUUGGAAGUUUGAUGAACUUCCGGGAUUGGUAUAAUGGAGCCCAAUUCGACAAGCAGCUUCAGGGAAAAGAAUCGGCAUUUGAAAAAAAACUGCGUAAGAAGCUCGCUACUAAUGAGGUAGUUCUUGGGUCUGAAUUUCCUAGCGACCUGGUAAGAGAAGCUUACCUGCGUCCAGAGGUAGACCGUGAUUCGACGAAAUUCACCUGGGGCGUGCCCGACCUGGACAGACUUCGGGAAUUCUUCAAAUCCACUAUUGGAUGGCCCAAAGAGAAGACGGAUGAAGUGAUGGUUCCGUUGAUAAGAGAGAUGAACAAUCGAAAGAAAGUUGGUUUAGAAAGGACUUUGACAAGUUUUUUCCCCACGGAAUACAUCAAAGCUGGUAAGGAUCUAAAGUUGGGGAAACGGAUAAAAGAGGCCAGUGGAAAAAUAAAAUCGAAAAAGCUGAAGACCAAGUAA